This is a messenger RNA of Betta splendens (Siamese fighting fish), 10011 nucleotides long. Its product is annotated as receptor tyrosine-protein kinase erbB-4-like. Gene Ontology annotation, biological process: cell surface receptor protein tyrosine kinase signaling pathway; multicellular organism development; protein phosphorylation. Gene Ontology annotation, molecular function: epidermal growth factor receptor binding; ATP binding; transmembrane receptor protein tyrosine kinase activity. Bases 346 to 4494 code for a protein of 1382 amino acids. The record is from RefSeq and is a predicted model, not a curated record. NCBI's taxonomy places the organism in Eukaryota, Metazoa, Chordata, Actinopteri, Anabantiformes, Osphronemidae. Gene Ontology annotation, cellular component: signaling receptor complex; basal plasma membrane. The transcript is spliced from 28 exons.
UUUGAAGAAUACGAUUCCAGAGCUGCACACUACAGCCAAGUCUGGGAGUAAUGGCAUGAGUCCUGCUUUAUACUGUUUAGACAAGCUUUGAGCUGCGCGCGUUGGAAACGUUCCCUCGACCGUUCUCUGAUUACACGUCACUCACACGUUCGGUCCGCGGACGCCGAGCGCCGAGGCGGAGGAUCGUCAGGCGAACUGUAAACUUAGUCAAAAGCGACUAAAGUCCCCCCCAACUCACGGGCUGAAGAGGCUUCAGACGCACACGACGCAUCCUUUCUGGCUGUUUCAAGGAAGGAUACGCUGCUGGACAUGUGAAUUUAAAGGAGAUACUCGCCAAGCACAAGCAUGAAACCCACGGCCGCCCUGUGUUGCUUCGGCUUCCUCCUCACUUGCCUCUUGUUCGGGUCGAGCUCCGCGCAAUCAGUAUGCGCUGGUACAGAGAACAAGCUGAGCACGCUGUCAGACCUGGAGCAACAGUAUUCCACCCUGAGAAAGUACUACGAGAGCUGUGAGGUCGUCAUGGGGAACCUGGAGAUCACGAGCAUCGACCGCAGCCGGGACCUCACCUUCCUCAGAUCCAUCCGUGAGGUGACGGGCUACGUCCUGGUGGCCCUGAACCAGUUCGACUACCUGCCUUUGGAGAACUUGCGGAUCAUCCGAGGAACCAAGCUGUACGAGGACCGCUACUCGCUCGCCGUCUUCCUCAAUUACAGACGCGACGGGAACUUCGGCCUGCGGCAGCUGGGUCUGAAGAACCUCACAGAGAUCCUGAGUGGAGGCGUCUACGUCGACCAGAACAAGUUUUUGUGUCACGCCGACACCAUCCACUGGCAGGACAUCGUCAAGAACUACUCCGUGAUCCAUCCUGUGGUGGUGCCCACCAACAGCAGCGGCGCAUGUCAGAAGUGUCAUCGCUCGUGCAACGGCCGCUGCUGGGGACCCAAAGAGGACCAGUGUCAAAGCCUGACUAAGACGGUGUGUGCCGAGCAGUGUGACGGCCGCUGCUUUGGUCCCUACGUUAGUGACUGCUGCCAUCGUGAGUGUGCAGGUGGCUGCUAUGGACCGAAGGACACCGACUGCUUUGCCUGCACCAACUUCAACGACAGCGGCGCGUGUGUGAACCAGUGCCCUCAGCCGUUUGUCUACAACCCCACCAGCUUCCAGCUGGAACACAGUCCCAGGGCCAAAUACACCUACGGAGCGUUCUGUGUCAAGAAGUGUCCGCACAACUUCGUGGUGGACCAGAGCUCCUGCGUGCGCGCGUGCCCCAGCAACAAGAUGGAGGUGGAGGAGAACCGCGUCAAGAUGUGCAUCCCCUGCACCGACAUCUGCCCCAAAGCGUGCGACGGCAUCGGCACGGCCAGCCUGCAGUCGGCUCAGACGGUGGACUCCAGCAACAUCGACAAGUUCGUCAACUGCACCAAAAUCAAUGGCAACCUUGUGUUUCUUAUUACCGGAAUCAAAGGCGAUGUCUAUCACAAUAUUGAAGCGCUGGACCCAGAAAAACUGGGCGUUUUCCGCAGCGUGCGGGAGAUCACAGGCUUUCUGAACAUCCAGUCGUGGCCUGACAACAUGACAGACUUGAGCGUCUUCUCCAACCUGGCAACCAUUGGAGGGCGAGCGCUGUACAGUGGGAUCUCCCUGCUGGUGCUGAAGCAACAGGGCAUCUCGUCGCUGCAGCUCCAGUCUCUGCGAGAGAUCAGCGCCGGGAACGUCCACAUCGCCGAGAACAGCCAGCUCUGCUACUAUCACACCGUCAACUGGACCCGGCUGUUCCGCGCCGCCAACCAGAAGGUUCUGAUCCGCAACAACAGGAGCCCGCAGGAGUGCUCCAAGGAGCGCAUGGUGUGCGACCCGCUGUGUUCGGACGCGGGCUGCUGGGGUCCCGGCCCGGACCAGUGCCUGUCCUGCCGAUACUUCAGCCGCGGACGGACCUGCGUGGACAGCUGCAACCUCUACGAAGGGGAUAUUCGAGAGUAUGCCAACGGAUCCGUGUGUCUGGAGUGCGAUGCCCAGUGCGAGCGGGCCGACGAUGACUCGUUGACCUGCCACGGUGCGGGCCCGGAACACUGUGCAAAAUGCCUCCAUUUCAAGGACGGUCCAAAUUGCGUGGAGAAGUGUCCCGACGGCCUGCAGGGCGCCAACAGCUUCAUAUUCAAGUACGCCGAGGCCAACAAUGAAUGUCAUCCCUGCCACGCCAACUGCACCCAGGGGUGCAUUGGACCAAGACUACAAGACUGUAUUGGCUGGAUGGACAGAACCCCUCUAAUCGCAGCGGGCGUGAUCGGCGGCCUGUUCAUGGUGGUGAUCUUGGUGCUGAGCGUGGCCGUGUCUGUGCGGCGGAAGAACAUCAAGAAGAAGAGGGCCCUCCGUCGCUUCCUGGAGACAGAGCUGGUGGAACCUCUGACGCCAAGUGGCACGGCACCCAACCAAGCUCAGCUCCGCAUUCUGAAGGAGACAGAACUCAAGAGAGUGAAGAUCCUCGGUUCUGGGGCCUUUGGGACUGUUUACAAGGGCAUUUGGGUGCCGGAGGGUGAAACAGUGAAGAUUCCUGUAGCCAUUAAAAUCUUAAAUGAGGCCACUGGACCCAAGGCUAACGUUGAGUUCAUGGAUGAGGCCCUGAUCAUGGCCAGCAUGGAGCACCCCCACCUGGCGCGCCUGCUGGGCGUCUGCCUGAGUCCCACCAUCCAGCUGGUCACGCAACUGAUGCCUCACGGGUGCCUGCUCGACUACGUGCACGAGCACAAGGACAACAUCGGAUCGCAGCUGCUGCUCAAUUGGUGUGUCCAGAUUGCCAAGGGGAUGAUGUAUCUGGAGGAGCGCAGGCUCGUCCACAGGGACCUGGCGGCCCGAAAUGUCCUGGUGAAGUCCCCCACCCACGUCAAGAUCACAGACUUCGGCCUGGCGCGGCUGCUGGACGUCAACGAGAAGGAAUACAGUGCGGACGGAGGGAAGAUGCCCAUCAAGUGGAUGGCGCUGGAGUGCAUCCAUUACAGGAAGUUCACGCAUCAGAGCGACGUUUGGAGUUACGGGGUCACCAUAUGGGAGUUGAUGACCUUUGGUGGGAAACCGUAUGAUGGAAUUCCUACCAGAGAUAUCCCUGAUCUGCUGGAGAAAGGAGAGCGCCUCCCUCAGCCCCCCAUCUGCACCAUUGAUGUCUAUAUGGUCAUGGUCAAAUGUUGGAUGAUUGAUGCAGACAGCCGGCCCAAGUUCAAAGAACUGGCUGCCGAGUUCACGCGAAUGGCUCGCGACCCCCAAAGGUACCUGGUCAUCCAGGGCGAUGACCGCAUGAAGCUGCCCAGUCCCAACGACAGCAAGUUCUUUCAGAGCCUCCUGGAGGAAGACGAGCUGGAGGACCUUAUGGAUGCUGAGGAGUACCUGGUUCCCCACUCCUUUAACAUUCCACCGCUGGCGUACACCCCCCGCACACGCAUGGACUCCAACAAGCAGACCCAGUUCAGCUACCACGAUCCCAGUUUCAGCAUGGAGGACAUGUUGGCCACGCUGCCCAGAGUGGUCUCCGUUCCACCGGUGUCCGGAAGCUGCCUCCCUCCACAGGACCUGGCGUCAGGGAGCCAAAUUGCUGGUGGGUUCAGCCACGGCAACCAGGAUGACCCACGAUGCAACGGCACCCUGAGGAAGCAGGCCUCCCCGAGAUCCAGCGCCCUCGGGGCAGGCUCGAUUCUCACUGUGGGACUAGGUGAAGACAGCAGUGGACAGCGAUACAGUGCUGAUCCAACCGGCCUUUUAACAGAGCGAGGACCAAAAGGAGACAAGGACCAGGACAUCUACAUUACUGCUAAGAGAGACAAGAAAUCCUCAGACUAUCUCAGGCCUGUGGAGGAAAACCCCUUUGUCACGCGUCGGAGGAAUGGUGACAUACACGCUGUGGUUGAUGGAGCAGGCUGCCACACCUUGCACAUAGCUGGAGCUGCAGCCAACCCCAAGGGUCAGGCCUCCCAUGGGGAUGAAGAGUAUAUUAAUGAGCCAUUGUACCUGAAUACCUUCCUUAACCCUGGAGACAAGAACGGUUUGGCUGGUGCAGUUUCCAUCUCGGGGCCCGGCUCCUCUGUUGCCCAGUCAGUAUCACAGACAGUCAACCCAUCGACGUCGGGCCACGUCGUCUCAUCCACUGGAUACGUGGUACCUCCCGGCCACCUCCCCCACUCAUCAUAUCCAUCACACACCCUGCAUCCAGGGCAUUCGGGACACGCUCUGCACUCAGGCGUCACCAGCAGCACCAUCAUGUUUGAUAAGAAAGGCAAGAAGGCCACUUUUGACAAUCCUGAAUACUGGCAGCACAGUCUGCCCCCAAAGUCCUCACUGCACAACCCCGAGUACCUGCAGGACUGCAGCACACGCUUCUUUUACCGGCAGAAUGGACGCAUUCGCCCUGCUGUGGCUGAAAAUCAGGAAUAUUUGUCUGAAGCUGCUAUGAAAGCUGGCAAUGUGUUGCCACCCCCUCCAUACAGACAGAGGAACACUGUGGUGUAAUGGCCCACAACGGAGGAAUGAAUAAAGAGACACGGGUGGAGAUGAACUGAUGUUAAAGAGUUCUUUCAUUUCCAUGCAGUACUUCUCAACCUGGGUUCUCCUUUGACCCUUCCUGGACUCUCCUCUCUGUUCUGUCUGAUAGCAAGUCUUUUAUUCGACUCUGAGCUUCUGUCUUUUCCUGACAGGACCACGAUAGCAGUUACUGACAGCUCCACUUCACAUGCGAACCAUAUUUUUAGCUCUGUUCUUGGUCAUGAGCCCUAAAGCAGGCAGACACAUCUCUUUGGUUGGUCCUGUUUUGGAGAAAACUGUACGCCUUUUGUACCAGAGAUGCAUCGAUAUUUUAAAUGGAGAAGAAAACUGAGGUUAGGCCAAAGAGAGCAUACUUGCCAUUUCUUUACACGUUGAUGAAUUACUGCUCGCCAUUUCACCUUUAACCUUGUUUGCCACACAACUAGAUGUACAUACUGCAGUUUCACAUGCUGUUAAUGCUUGUGUACAGUGCAUCAAAUGUCAAAUGCACAUGAAUAUGUGUUGUGUCUAAUCAGCGAACUUGCACUCAUGCUUAAGAGCCCAUAUGUGGUUUGCACCUGUGCCCACACACUAACAGUAUUAAAACAUUUAUCACAUUCAGCAAUAUGCUUACUACCUGCUAACAUGCUCUCAGCCUGGAUGAUAGCAACAUAUAUAAAAGGUAAACACAUACCGGAUCGGAAUAUCUUCUACAAGGCUAAAGGAGUCAGUGCUGCAAAGCAGAAAAGAUUAAAGAGUAAAUAUCACCACAUUUAUAUGAAAACCCAUUAUGUCAUUGUACAUGGAUGAUAGCUUUUAGCAUAAUAUCGACAUAGCUGGAGCUGGAUUUGGACUGAUCACUCACUCUUUCCAUGUCAGUCCAUCUUCCUGUUCUGCUUUCAUCCACACCUACACGUUUCAAGGAGCCAUCAAACCAUCCAGCUCAUUGUCACCCUCAUCAGCUCACUGACAGCAGCAUAGCUGUUGGAAUUCGGUGCCUGAGGAUGAACAAGAGGUCAAACAGCACGGUUGUAGAAAAUGAAACGGCACGUGAGAGAAGGGCGAGUUCAUAAACUGGAUCAGAGCACAUCUUUCGUUGUCAUCAGGGAUGUGAUUACUUUGUAACGUUGUCUGAUACUGGAUUCGGCUAAUAAGGAGCAGGCGAAACAGCAGAGACUGCAGCGAUGGCAAAAAUGCUCAGCCUACAGAAGGGUAAAUACGCCAAUUACACCUCAUUAGCAGGCAGACGCAGUCCUAUAAAUAGGCUCUGUGGACCUAGUUGUGUCUGAAAAGACGCUGAAGUACAUCAAAAGAUGAGGCUAAAAGAUUGUGUCUCUCACCUCUGUACAAUAGCAGUAAUAUACUAUUGUAUGUCAUAAAAUAAGAAUUACAUUGGCCACAUGGCCGUGACUGCAGGGUCUUGCUCUGUGUUGUAGGGUCAGACCUAUGAGCCAAUGGGUCAUUUAGUUUGUGUUCGACAUGGUGACGCAUACUUACAGGUACAGCAUGUUGCCCUCUGUGCUCUCACAAUACUCCCAGAUGCCACGGUAGGUUCUGAUGGAGCGCACCAGCAUCUGUUGGCAAAUGGAGGUAAUGAUUUAAUACUUCAUAAUCUGGCUCAGCCAAAUGGUUAUUAAGCAGCAAUUCAUUCACAUUUCUUUAUGCUGCAAACAUAAUAUAGUGAGACAAUAGUUGCACUCUGGCCUCAUGUUUUCUGUGUCAUUAGGCAUUUUACUGACAAAGGAAUUUAUAAAUAUAUCUGAUAACCCUAAUUGGGCUAGAUGUGAUUAUAUACACUGACAAGACUGACAUUUGUCAGGUCUCUACACUGUUUAUAGUUAUCCCUUUAAAUGUGUAGUUGACUGUCACAUACACAUUUGAUAUACAAGCUUUUUACACCAGUGCAAUGAUAUACCGUUGAGAUCUAACUGCUGACCCGCCAGUUCCACAAACGUGUGCCUCUAAAGUAAAAACUACCAAGAAAAUCCAGCCAAGCACCGUUAAUGAUUUACUGUCCAAACACAGAUGGUGCCCUGAUCCAUUGUUCUCUCCCCCUCUCAGGUUUUAUAGGAAAUAAUAAUCACCCAAUCCAGUCCCAGCUGAGGUUCACGUUACCCUCGUCAUAAAGGGACGUCAAACUUAGCGAAAUAAAGACGUAACGGAAGACAAAUUUAUGCCAUAAGACCACAGUCGGUUCAGCGGUGAAAUGUUCACCUCUACAUAAAUGUAAUUUUUAUGAGUGAGGGGCAGAGUUUUAAUGGUUGGUCUUGAUGACGCCACCAUGUUAAGUGUCACUUUGACAUUGACACUAUUUCUGUUACGAACCUCACAUUGCUGUUGUGCAUCCGUUUUUUUUUCCACACUGAGAUCUUGCCUGUCCUGCUGAUUCAGCCCUAGACUCAUGUAUAUGUCCAUUGUGUAAGUGUGUGCGAUGUACUGUCCAUUCUUUAAGUUAAAAGUCACAUGUGUUAAGUCUAUUUUUACCAACCCUCAGCUGUAGUGCGCGUAUUGUACUGUAGGGCCAUAUGUUUAAUUGCAGUGGAAGCAGUGGAGAGUCACCAAAAAGCUCUAUUAUGGAUCUCUGUGGAAGCAUAAAGCUAAUCUUCUGGGGGAGAAAACCUUCUGGCACUGUCGGCGAGUAAGCAUCACCAGGGGCUUUUAGCUUUUUGAAUGCUAAUUUAUCCACUUUUGCUUGUUGUUCUGUGGGGAAAUCAUGUUACCCAACAUCUCACCCAGGGCACCAGCCGAGAAUCCAAUAGGUUGUAAUUCUGCAGCAAGGUUAAAACUAGGGUAUUAGCAUUCCAGAAGUGUUACUAGACCAAUGCAUCAAUGCUACGAAAGCUAGCGAAGGUGCUUGAAUGGGCAGAAGAGACCAGAGUUGAUUGCAAUUGCUUUCUCCUAAGAGGUGACUGUGGGAUUGUAUGUAGCAAACACUGUUCCUGCAGCAGAACCACUGAAAGCUGCACAAAGACCAAAACAACCUGGCAGGAAAAUCAUAUUACGGUCAAAUGUUACCACGAGUCAUAGUUUUAUGUGGUGCGCAGAGGUAAGCACAGGUUAAGUAGUUAUUUGAAGGAGCACAAAAAGCAAAUCAGCCUUCGAGUGACAGCUUGUUUUGUUCGUCCACAUUUGUGCAAUGUGUUGUUAUACUGGUUGUUAGUGUAAAGUUGGUCUGCUACUCUAAUUUUCUCAUUGUGAGUCUUGUGAUGUGCAAUUUCAAAAUCUCCAUCUUAUUCCUGCCACGUCCACGUCAUGUUCUGUAAUCAGCUUCAAAGCCAUUACUAUCCGUCUCCCACUUUAAGAAGCGUCCGCCCACAUUUACCUGCUGUAUGAGCCGGUGAGGACGGUGUGAGCGUUUAGCUGGAAAACUGACUGUUUGUGAGGACGCGACGGCUGUGAAAGAAUACAUACGCCAGUUGUGUCCUCCUAAGCAACAGCAAGCUUCAUCUUUCAGUCACAUCCUGUGACACCUUUGAAUUAGGACAGGCCUUGUUGGAUCCUUACGACUCAGAAAUGAGUCCAGCCCCUGAACUGGGACAGAGCGACUGUAUUUAUAGUGUGUGCUCCUUUUCUAUUUUCUACGAUUGGAUUAUUCAUAUCAUGAGGGCAUGGUUUAACCACAUCAGAAUAUUCUCGCACUAGUCUUAACAAGCAUUGGAUAAACAUUCCAUUUCCAGCAACUUCACUAUUAAUUGCUCCACGAGAAUUUGUUAUGUUGCAUCAUAACAUAAAUCAUAUCAUUGCAACAGAAUCAAACUGUGUGGCUGCCACAAUCUGACUGACACAGUUGUAUCUGUGUAUAUUCUACAGUGCCAUAAUGGGAUAGACAGUGGUCGAGUAAGCACAGUUUAUUAUGUCUUCACUUGAUGGUAAAUCUGUACAGUGGAAUGAAUAAUUGUCUUUUAACCAAAUGACAAGACAUUCGAAUAAUGAGUUGCUCAACAGUUUUACCAUUGAUAGAAAAAUUUUACAAUAAAUAAAAAGUGGAUAGUAUUUUUAUAGGUAGGUUAAAGGUGGCCAGGAGCACCUGUACAUAGGACGACGAUUUUGAACAUUUUCCUUUCAUCGUUGCAUUUUUAGUGGUCUGUGUAUCGUUUUUUUUCUUUUGGGGAAUAUUUUUUUCUGUAUGUAUAUAAAUAUAUAUACAGUAUAUAUUCUGUCAAUGUAAUUUGAAGAGUGAACGCUCGCAGGGUCUCUUGUCACUCGCACUUCGUCAUUUCCCCCCGUGAUUAUGUGAAUGUGUUUCAAGCACAACUUUGGUGGACUUUGUGUUUCAACCUCUGCUCUUGCUCACUUUGUAGGAGUGACUUUUUCCUUUUCCCUUUUUACUGCCCUCCGUGCUUCUCUUCCACUAUCCAUCUUUUGGGAUUUUUUUUAAAGAUUUUGUACAAGAUGCAAUUACAAAACUAAUGAAUAUUCAGUAUUUAAUCCCCAGAUGUUUCCUAACAAAUGUUGUUAAUCCACCAGUGUCGCUUCAGACCCUGGCUUUUGAGGACCUAUAUUCUAAUUAUUUGUGUAGUUUAAUUUCCUUUUCCACUUCAUUGUUUACUUUCACAAGAUAUUUAGCCCUUCGUUCAUUUGUGGCAAUACAGACUGGAUGGUGUAGCAAUAUUGUUACAGCCCUGAGAGUGAUUUAUGACAUGAAAGACACUUUGCAUGGGCUGGACUGAUCAUUCUAUUCACUGGUAUCUGUUUGUACCGAUGCUGUAUGUUGGUACAGUAGGUACCACUUUGGUUUCAUCACUCUCAUUGCUUGACACAAAGCAAAUGUUCAUUUAAUGAGAUUUUGACAGUACUUUUGUGGAGUUUGGCCUUCGGUCACCUCAUUGGAUGCAGUAUAAACAUCAGGGUGGCUUAUUUUUACUGGAGAAUUCUAGCAAAGUGGAUAAUAUUGUCAGCUACGUUAGAUAUAACUGUUGUAAAGCACUCAAGCACAACAUGUGUUGUUUAUGCAGGAACUGAGCCGGACAGCUAAAAGAAUUUGUGCUGGUUUUCUAACUAUACUGUGGACUUCGCUAAUAACUGAUGAAGUUUUUCAUUGGAAAAGUUGGGAUUUCAACCAGUUUCAGCUCUGCACGGCUGACCUGUUGUUCUAUGUUUUGUAUAAUGCCUAUACUAUGAGCCAGCUGUACACUUGCAAAGUGCCCAGUAGGCAUUUAACCAUGUGCAGUAUUUACACACACACACUGUUGUUGGUCAUGUGGGAAUUUUGCCAAGCUCCUCAAAAGUUUGUUUAGAAAUACACUAAAGCUUCGAGGAAAUUUUGUCAUUAAAAAAUAAAUAUCGUAAAUUGUCAUUUCAUUGACUCAUCACAUUGAGUGAGAUCUAGGUUUUAUAAAUGAUAGCUUGUCACAUAUGACCUGUUUUACAUGUGUCUUUACACUAUUUAAUUGCCACAAUUUCCCCAGCUAGAACAUUUAAAUAUGUAUUCCCUCUGUUUUGUUACAUGAAUCUGUCAAAACUAUAUUUUUAAUUCAGUAUGAAUAAAGAUCAGUCAGUAUUUAA